AAAUAGAGGAUCAUCCAUAUAGUCCAGAGACAGACGACAAUGGCUGAAACCUUCACGAUACGCUUGCCCUGCUUCUGCGGCCAAGGAACUCGCUAGCUAAUAUAUCACCCACGCAUAUGUAUAUAUACGCACAUAUAUCUAUUUUUAUAUAUCUGUACGUAUAUAAUCCGAAACCCUAGCAAGCGAAGUUCCGUACGGACGAUGGCCGGAGGUAACCAUGCCAAGGGCCCCUCCCACAAGCCAUCUACUGCUUCAACCGCAACCUCCGCCUCCCACCGCAAGUCCCGCUGGGACCCUCCUUCCAACACUAAUACUAAUACCAAUUCCAAUACCAAAUCAAAAGCGACCACCGCCACCACCACCAACACCAAGUCUCCCGCCACCGAUCCCAAAACCCCAAAACCUAAAAUCGACUCGUCUCCCAAGCCCGGUCCAACGCCAAGCCCGGCCCAACCUAAGCCCACAACGAAGGACCCGCCCUCUUCCCGUCCUGGCAACCCACAUACGGACCCUUCUCCUGGAUCUCAUCAAUUCCCGUUCCCCGACCCCGCCGCGCUUGGCCCACCUCCACCGCCGGCUUACGGCUUUCACAUGCUUGAACGACGCUCGAUCGCUCUUGCUGAUGGGAGUGUACGGUCCUACUUCGCUCUCCCUCCCGAUUAUCAAGACUUCCCGAUUGGGAGGUUCGGUCCACCGGGUCAUGGUUAUGAAAUGGGAGGGUUGGACCGGCGUUUUCCACAUGGUGGACCGACGAGUCCCGGUGGAGGAAGGUAUAAUCGGAACCAAGAUUACUGGAAUUCGCUUGGGCUUGAUGGGCGUGGACCCGGUGAAGGGUCACUGAAGAGGAAGUACUCGGAAGAGGAGGAGAAGGAGAAAGAGAAGGAUCUUAUGGAAGAUUUCGCGAAACGAAGGCAGCAUGAACAGCACUACUUGCCGUAUGGGAAUCCGAAUGGUUUUCCGGCGGGUCAUGGCCAUCGCGGUGGCGAGUUUUCGGCCGGGAACAAUGGCGAAGAUUCGAGAUCUAACAAAUAUAUGAGGGAUGUUGGGGGUCUUGAUAAUAAUGUAGGGUUCAGGCAAGGCUCUGGUAGUGGUGGCGGUGCUGGUGGUGGUGAUCAAGGGACGCAUAAGCAUCUUGAAGUUGACCAGAGUGAGCUUAAAAAAUCAUUUCUUCGCUUUACCAAGGUGAUUAACGAAAGUGCUAACCAGAGGAAGAACUACUUGGAGAAUGGAAAGCACAGCCGUCUUCAAUGUGUUGCUUGUGGCAGGUCUUCUAAAGAUUUUCCGGAUAUGCAUAGUCUCAUCAUGCACACUUACAACUUGGAUAAUGCUGACUUGCGUGUGGAUCAUUUAGGCUUGCACAAGGCUCUAUGUGUUUUAAUGGGGUGGAGCUACUCAAAACCUCCUGAUAACUCAAAAGCGUAUCAAUUUCUUUCUGCUGACGAAGCUGCAGCGAACCGGGAUGAUCUGGUUAUUUGGCCACCAAUGGUGAUAAUUCAUAAUACAUUAACAGGAAAGAACAAAGAAGGGCGGAUGGAAGGUUUGGGAAACAAAGUUAUGGAUAGCAAAAUUAGAGAGUUUGGAUGCACUGUCGGUAAGUCAAAAUCCUUGUAUGGUAGAGAAGGCCAUUUGGGUACAACACUCAUAAAGUUUUCCAGUGACCAAGCAGGCCUUAAGGAGGCCAACCGCUUGGCAGAGUAUUUUGAUCGGGAUAACCGGGGACGCAGAGCUUGGGCCCGUCUACAGCCUUUAACACUAGGAAGCAAGGAUGAUGAGAACAAUCCACACCUCAUGACAUUCGAUGAGAGAACACGAGAGAAAAAGAGGAUUUUCUAUGCCUAUCUUGGAACUGCCAGUGAUCUGGACAAAAUCGACUUUGAAACAAGAAAGAAGGUGGUGAUUGAAAGCCAGAGGGAAUACAGAGCAUCGAAUUAGACUUUGAACAAAAUUGACUUUGAAGGUAUUGUGGUAACUUUUUCACAUGGACUUUUAGUUUAAGCACAUUUGGUGCCGAUCUUUUUCUGGUUGAUGUGGGUGGGGGGGCUGUCUUGUUGGUAGGUGAUUGAAGCUUUUAUGUAAAUUUAAUAGCCAACAGGUGUGUCAUGAGGCCAAUAGAGCCCCCUUUAAAUGCCUGCUAAUUAUUGUUGGAAACUUAA
Molecule: messenger RNA, 2153 nt
Organism: Humulus lupulus (European hop)
Lineage: Eukaryota; Viridiplantae; Streptophyta; Magnoliopsida; Rosales; Cannabaceae
Exons: 3
Coding region: 202-1932 (576 amino acids)
Biological process (GO): regulatory ncRNA-mediated gene silencing
Source: RefSeq, a predicted model, not a curated record